UCUAUGGUCAGCAGUAGCAAAAAUAAAUGGCGGUGGUGUAUAGUUAGUGAACGAAUAAAAUAUUUUUAUUUUAAUUAAACCUUAAUAAUGCCCUAUUGGUAUUACGACAAAAAGGAUUUACAAAACACGCCGUCAUUUCGCGAUGGAAUCCCAAACGAGACCGAGAACCGUUACAGGAAAGAGGGCGCAAGGUUUAUCAUUGACACAGGAUCUAAGAUGGACUUAGGUUAUAAUACAGUCGCGACUGGUGUUGUUUAUUUUCAUCGUUUCUACAUGUUCCACUCGUUCAGAACGUUCCCUAGGUAUAUAACCGCGUGUUGCUGUUUAUUUCUGGCGGGUAAAGUGGAGGAGACGCCAAAGAAAUGCAAGGAUAUCAUCAAAGUGGCUAAGUCGUUGCUGACUGAGAUGAAGUUCAGUACAUUCGGCGAGGACCCGAAGGAGGAGGUGAUGACGCUGGAGAGGAUCCUCCUGCAGACGAUCAAGUUCGACCUGCAGGUGGAGCACCCCUAUGGAUGCUUGUUGAAAUAUGCUAAGUGCCUUAAAGGUGAUAAGGCUAAACUACAAAAAAUGGUACAAAUGGCAUGGACUUUCGUUAACGACAGUCUGUGCACCACACUGUGCCUGCAAUGGGAGCCUGAAGUGAUAGCGGUAGCAUUAAUGUUCCUGGCGGGGAAGCUGAGCAAGUUUGAAGUGAUGGACUGGAACGGACGGACGCCCAAACACACUGCCUGGUGGGACAUGUUCGUUGAGGACAUUACUAUGGAGCUGCUCGAGGAUAUAUGCCAUCAGGUACUAGACCUGUACUCGCCUCAGACGCAGCCGUCCGGCGGAGACUCGCCGCCAGAAACAACCGCAUCUCGGGCUCCAAAAAACGACAAGAAGCCCUCCGUUACACCGCCCACUUCCGUAUCGCCUGUCGCCGUCACUAAGGUCGCGGCCCCCGCCAUCACGCCGGUGAAGAACGGCUCGGACCUCAAGCUGGAGCCCCCCAAGAUCGACAUGAGGUUCACGUACCCCGGGUACCCGACCAUGCCGGCGUACCCCCCGGUGUACACCGCGCCCCCGCCGUCGAUACCCCCUCCCAACCGGUUACCUAUACCUCAAGGACCUCCGCCACCGCUGAGGUAUGCGGAACCUCCGCCCGCCCCGUCGAGAUUCCCGCCCGUCAACGUACCCCCUCCCAAUUACUUCGGCCCCCCUCUACCCACGCGAGGACCCCUUCCCCCCAGGGGUCCGAUACCCCCAGGACCCCUGCCCCCGCGGCCGUACUAUCCGCCGCCGUAACGGAGAGCUAAUCGUAAGCGAUAGGUUAUUAUAUUAUAAUUUUUUUACUGAAAUAUAAAUCUAAUAGACUGGA
Bicyclus anynana (squinting bush brown) is the source of this 1357-nucleotide messenger RNA. RefSeq names its product cyclin-K. The record is from RefSeq and is a predicted model, not a curated record. Gene Ontology annotation, biological process: regulation of transcription by RNA polymerase II; positive regulation of DNA-templated transcription, elongation. Gene Ontology annotation, cellular component: cyclin/CDK positive transcription elongation factor complex; nucleus. Bases 88 to 1284 code for a protein of 398 amino acids. The transcript has 3 exons. Gene Ontology annotation, molecular function: cyclin-dependent protein serine/threonine kinase activator activity. Lineage: Eukaryota; Metazoa; Arthropoda; Insecta; Lepidoptera; Nymphalidae.